AUGAGAAAGCUGCUGCUCGAGGGACCUCCUCCUGCAAAACCAUGGGAGGCAGAAAAGCCCAAGCCCAGGGCUGGGUCCACGGGCUGGAAUGCCAGCUGCUCUGAGGAGCUAAAGCGGAAAGCCGGCUGCUCUGAAUCGAACCAGCACUACGGUCCGGCAGCAUGGCUCCUCCAGCUUCAACCAAUAGACGCCAAGAAGCACAGUGUCCAGGCGGCCCUGCCAGGCCUCAAGCAGCUGUGCCGUGUGCUGUUUGAGCCAGCCCAGUUAACACACUCACACACACACCCCGCUGCACACACACAGACCCAGCGCACACGCUCACACACAUACAGAAACCGCCCAGGCACACGUGUGCACACAGCCACUCACACACACACCCCGCUGCACACACACGCAGACCCAGCGCACACGCGCACACACAUACAAAACCGCCCAGGCACACGUGUGCACACAGCCACUCACACACACACCCCGCUGCACGCACACGCAGACCCAGCGCACACGCGCACACACAUACAGAAACCGCCCAGGCACACGUGUGCACACAGCCACUCACACCCCCCCCCGCUGCACACACACGUAGACCCAGCGCACACGCGCACACACACAGAGAAACCGCCCAGGCACACGUGUGCACACAGCCACUCACACACACCCCCGCUGCACACACACGCAGACCCAGCGCACACGCGCGCACACACAGAGAAACCGCCCAGGCACACGUGUGCACACAGCCAUUCACACACACACCCCGCUGCACACACACGUAGACCCAGCGCACACGCGCACACACACACAGAAACCGCCCAGGCACACGUGUGCACACAGCCACUCACACGCACACCCCGCUGCACACACGCAGACCCAGCGCACACGCGCACACACACAGAGAAACCGCCCAGGCACACGUGUGCACACAGCCACUCACACACACCCCGCUGCGCACACACGCAGACCCAGCACACAUGCGCACACACACACAGAAGCCGCCCAGGCACACGUGUGCACACAGCCACUCACACACACACCCCGCUGCGCACACACGCAGACCCAGCGCACACACGCACACACACACAGAAGCCGCCCAGGCACACGUGUGCACACAGCCACUCACACACACACCCCGCUGCACACACACGUAGACCCAGCGCACACGCGCACACACAUACAGAAACCGCCCAGGCACACGUGUGCACACAGCCACUCACACACACCCCCCGCUGCACACACACGCAGACCCAGCGCACACGCGCACACACAUACAGAAGCCGCCCAGGCACACGUGUGCACACAGCCACUCACACACACACCCCGCUGCACACACACGUAGACCCAGCGCACACGCGCACACACAUACAGAAACCGCCCAGGCACACGUGUGCACACAGCCACUCACACACACCCCCCGCUGCACACACACGCAGACCCAGCGCACACGCGCACACACAUACAGAAACCGCCCAGGCACACGUGUGCACACAGCCACUCACACGCACACCCCGCUGCGCACACACGCAGACCCAGCGCACACGCGCACACAUACAGAAACCGCCCAGGCACACAUGUGCACACAGCCACUCACACGCACACCCCGCUGCGCACACACGCAGACCCAGCGCACACGCGCACACAUACAGAAACCGCCCAGGCACACGUGUGCACACAGCCACUCACACACACCCCCCGCUGCACACACACGCAGACCCAGCACAUGCUCACGUGUGUGUAGACGUGCAUACGCUGCAUGUGCACAGAGUCACACACGCAGACACUGCACGCACACUCCUAGGUACACACACACACAGAGGAUGCACAGAAAUAUACAUACCCAGCUGCUGAAAGAACACAACUUGCCCAAAUUGCGGCCCAGUACGGUUCCUGCCAAGCAGCGGCUCCGAGCGCGCGUUCGUUGCCUUGCUCCGGCUCCCUUUCUUAGGGACUAACUGUCCGUGCUGGAGGUUGGGGCUUUUUUAAAAACCUCCCAAUAAAUGUCGUCUUUGGCGACUCUCCCGCUCCCCGUAUCAUGUAUCAGCCACCUGCUGCCACGGCACGCGGCUCUUGUCAGCACCAGUCUUAAACACUUCGCUGGCACCUGCUGGGACUUUAAAGCCAGCAGCCCCGUUCUGCUCCACGUGGGUCAGCAGCCUGACCUCACCCCGUGGGCACAGAGCUACCCGGUGUCACGGAGUCCCUGGGCGAUGCUCUGGAACUGCUCCCCAUGAAGUCAGUCAGGACUCUGGGGUAGUCGCCUUUCUGUGAGCAGCCUGUCUUCAGGACACACAGCUCACCCAGCUUCCACCUUCCUGGGUCUGACCUCGGAGCAUUCAGCAUCCUCUGCCCCUCCGUGCGCUUCCCACAGCGAGUCCGCUCAGGCGGGGCUCCUGGGGAAGCCAGAGGGUCCUGCACCCCAACUUCACAGUCAGACGUGACUCUCAGCCAGCCAGUAAAACAGCAGGUUUAUUAGACGAAAGGAACAUGGUCUAAAACAGAGCUUGCAGGUGCAGAGAACGGGACCCCUCAGCUGGGUCCAUUCUGGGGGGCAGUGAGCCAGACAACCACGUCUGCACUUCACUCCAUGUCCCAGCCAGCCCCAAACUGAAAACCCCUCCAGCCCCUCCUCCUCUGGGCUUUGUUCCUUUCCCAGGCCAGGAGGUCACCUGAUUCCUUUGUUCUCCAACCCUUCAGCUCUCACCUUGCAGGG
Molecule: messenger RNA, 2701 nt
Organism: Caretta caretta (loggerhead turtle)
Lineage: Eukaryota; Metazoa; Chordata; Testudines; Cheloniidae
Source: RefSeq, a predicted model, not a curated record